Messenger RNA from Papaver somniferum (opium poppy), 450 nucleotides. RefSeq lists its product as uncharacterized. NCBI's taxonomy places the organism in Eukaryota, Viridiplantae, Streptophyta, Magnoliopsida, Ranunculales, Papaveraceae. The coding region runs from base 1 to 450 and encodes 149 amino acids. The transcript has a single exon. The record is from RefSeq and is a predicted model, not a curated record.
AUGGAGCUAUCGAAUGACAUCCUGAUUCCGUCAACAUAUCGAAUUUACGGUUUCAAUGGGACCGUGACUAUCCCAAAGGGCGAGGUAACUUUAAGAGUGUCAUAUUGGGGCGGACACCUCGAUACGCUAACCACAUUCUGCGUGGUCGAUGUCGUCUCGCCCUACGAAGCAAUCAUCAGGAUACCUUGGAUCGUCGGAAUCAAGAGGGUAGCGUCGACCUAUCAUCAAAGGCUAAGAUUCCCAACGUACAAAGGAGUAGUGGAGGUUAUUGGCGAUUCCCAAGAGGCCAGACAAUGUAUGGAAGUCGAUAUUCAACAAAACAAUAAAAGGCGAGAACGACAAAGGAGGGAAAAGAACAAAGCCAAGGAAGCCGAGGCUUCUCAAGAGCUGGAAAAGGUAAUCUCCCAGGCGGUCAUGUCAUAUGGAACCAACGAAAAGGAAUCGUUAUAG